AUGGCUGGCUGGCUGCGGGAGUGCCGGGCGGAAAGUGGCGCCCAGACGGGAGCCCUGGUCGAGGGCUGCUUCUUGCUCAGCCGAACCCGGGAGGAGCGGAGGCGGCGGCAGAUGCAGGAGCCUUUGAAGCCAGUGGUCUUGGAAAUGUCUGAAGUGAGAGAUCUCUCCAGUCCAUCUAUGCAGCAGCCAUGGGGAAGCAUCUCUGAGGAGGAAGAGCAAAAUCCUCUUUGUGGUAGUACGUCGUGUGAGAAAAGGAGCGUUUCCUCUCUUGGAAAACUCACCUUUGGGGGUAUUGGAAAUCUAGAAGGAGACUUUCUGGGACUUCUGCUGAGGAACAUAUCCUUUGACUUUCAGGGUUUGGUAUCCUUUGAGGAGGUGGCUGUGUAUUUUACAGAGGAAGAGUGGGCGCUGCUGGAUCCCAGCCAGAGAGCCUUACACGGGGAAGUCAUGCUGGAGAAUGCUAGGAAUGUAGCCGCUCUGGCUUACGGGCUGGAGCGUGAGAACUACAAGGAGCAAAUGAUCAAGUCUGAAGAAGAGACGCUUGUUAAUCCAGAACCAUCACGAGGGAUUAAGAAAAGCCGUAAAGCGAGUGGAGAGAAGGAAUCUCCCGGAUACAAUGAAGUCCUUUAUCUCCCAACCCAAGAAGUUCACCAUCAAGAAGAAGAGGGGAAAUAUCUCAUAUGUGGCACAGGAGACAAAUAUUUCACUAAAUAUUCUACAACCGAGACCGAAGAGCAACAGUAUGAAUAUCAAGAGGAUAGACAAAGUAUCAGUUCUACCUCCUGCCUUGCUUUACAUUGCCCAUCGUACGCCCAAGAGACACCCUGUGCAUUUAUAAAUUGUGGGGAAGAUUUCAGUUUCAGCCAGCAUAUAAUUUCUCAUCCAGAGGGGAAACCAUCUGAGCAUCGAAUGGAUUUCAGUAAGAAACAGCUACUUAUUUUACCUCCAAAGGAGAAACCCUAUAAAUGCCUUCAGUGUGGAAAGACGUUCGCUCAGAGAGGUAACCUUACCAUACACGAAAGAAUCCACACGGGGGAGAAACCGUAUAAAUGUCUGGACUGUGGGAAGACUUUCGCUGAGAGAACUAACCUUGUCACCCACAAAAGGAUCCAUACCGGGGAGAAGCCAUAUAUAUGCCUGCUGUGUGGAAGGCGAUUCAAUCAGAGCGGUCACCUUACGAGACAUCACCGAACCCACACAGGGGAGAAACCGUAUACGUGCUUGCAGUGUGGGAAGAAGUUCAGUGGACGUUCCACUCUUGUGAAGCACGAAAGAAGCCACACGGAGGAGAAACCGUAUAUGUGUACGGAGUGCGGGAAGAGCUUCCAUGACCUCGGCGUCCUGGAUUACCACAAAAAGAUCCACACGGGAGAAAAACCGUUUCAGUGCGCGGAGUGUGGAAAGAGCUUCAGGCGAAACGGUCACCUCGCGAAACAUAGAAGAAUUCACACGGGGGAGAAACCGUACCACUGUUCGGAGUGUGGGAAGAACUUCCAUCUGAAAAGCAGCCUUUUGCAACAUAAAACCAUCCACACGGGGGAAAGGCCCUACCGGUGCUCCGAAUGCGGGAAAGGCUUCAGUCAGAACAGCACUCUUUUCCAACACAAAGCCAUUCACACGGGCGAGAAACCUUAUAAGUGCUUGGAGUGUGGGAAAAGCUUCAGUCAGAACUAUAAACUCUUGCAACAUAAAAGGAUUCACACGGGAGAGAAACCAUACACGUGCAAGGAAUGUGGGAAGAGUUUCAGCUGUAGCAGUGAUUUCAGUUGCCAUAAAAAGAUUCACACGGGGGAAAAACCCCAUAAAUGUCUAGAGUGCGGGAAGGGUUUUCAUAAAAGAAGUUGUCUUACAUCUCACAAAAGGAAGCACACAGGAGAGAAGCCCUAUCAAUGCACGGAGUGUGGGAAGAGAUUUUCUUAUAACUUUGUCCUCCGAUAUCACCAACAAACCCACACUGGGGAGAAGCCAUAUAAAUGCUUGAAGUGUGGAAAGGCGUUCAGUCGAUGUUCAAAUCUUAAAAUCCAUAUAAGAAUACACACGGGGGAAAAACCCUAUACCUGCCCGGAGUGCGGAAAGAGCUUCCGUAAGGACAGCGACUUUAUUCGUCAUAAAAGGAUCCACACGGGAGAAAAACCCUACAAAUGUUUGGACUGCGGGAAGGGCUUCACUCAGAACGCGAACCUUAUCAAACACAAAAGGAUUCACACGGGAGAGAAGCCGUACAAAUGCGCGGCGUGUGAAAAAAGCUUCAGCCAGAAAAAUCACCUUUCUCAACAUGAGCAGACCCACAAAAAAGAAAAAUCAUAA
Messenger RNA from Protobothrops mucrosquamatus (brown spotted pit viper), 2307 nucleotides. Its product is annotated as zinc finger protein 345-like. Gene Ontology annotation, biological process: regulation of DNA-templated transcription. Lineage: Eukaryota; Metazoa; Chordata; Lepidosauria; Squamata; Viperidae. The transcript is spliced from 4 exons. The record is from RefSeq and is a predicted model, not a curated record. The coding region runs from base 1 to 2307 and encodes 768 amino acids.